Messenger RNA from Lecanosticta acicola, 702 nucleotides. The record is from the annotation of a GenBank genome assembly. Lineage: Eukaryota; Fungi; Ascomycota; Dothideomycetes; Mycosphaerellales; Mycosphaerellaceae.
AUGAACGACCCAGACUUCGAAGACCGCACGAUAUCCGACGACGAAGAGGACGAUGCAGAGACCGUCUCCCAGUCGACACUCAACCCCGACUACACCGCCCUCAAAGCCUUCCGACGCGCAUGGCGCAACUCCACACAAGCGCGAGGGGGAAGCAUCCGAGCCACGGAGCUGUUGGAAAAGCUCGAUGUCGACACAUUCUGCGUGCUGGAGAAGAUGCUGAAUACCGUUGUUCUGGAGGAAUCCAAGACGUAUAUCAGGCACAUGGACCGCUCGCCGUUCUGGAAGCUCUGCGAGCUGGAUAUCUGGGGCCUUUUUGGCAAUACGGGCUGCACGGCGGCGUUUCUUCUUCCCCUGACGAGAGAUUUGGCUCGGGAAUGUCAGACGGCGGAGGAGGCUGUUGGGUUUCUGGAGCAGGCUCGGGAGAGGCGCCGGAGUAGGCACAGAAAGGGAGAGGUCGAUGAUCGAGAGACGGGUGAGGAGUGGACACCAUCAGAUGUGAAGACGGCAGUGGAGCUGGCGAAGAAAUCAAUUCAGAGUAUAACAUCACAUGGCGACGAAUCUCUCGAUAAGGGAAGCAACCUUGACGAUACCAGCCUAGAUACGACAUCCACAAGCGACUCUUCAACACUGGACAGGUCUGGCAGCCGCGGCAAAGGUGGAGAUGAGGACCGGAAAGCCAUGGUUGAGCAAACGCUUGUGUGA